AUGGCGUCCGCUCACGAGACUACCGCCGCCGAGGCACUCCAGCACAACCAGCAGGUUGCUGACCAAAACCCCCACGUCUACGGCGCUACCGUAAACGACUCCAACGUCGCCGGCGCGCACGUCUCUCUCGAGAAGCCUCACAUUGAUGGCUCCGACUCUGCUUCCGUCGUUGUCGAGGAAGAUGGCAUCGGUGGUGUCAAGCCUACCGCCGAGGAUCUUGCUACCCUCCGCAAGGUUGGAGAGCCUCUCCCCAAGAGCGCUUUCCUAGUCGCCAUUGUCGAACUUUGUGAGCGCUUCACCUACUAUGGCGCCUCUGGUAUCUUCCAAAACUACAUUGCUCGUCCUCGCAGUGGAGAGCAAGGUCGUGGUGCCCUGGGUAUGGGACACCAAGGAGCCACUGGUCUUUCCACCUUCUUCCAGUUCUGGUGCUAUGUCACCCCGAUUCUUGGUGCCAUCAUCGCCGAUCAAUACCUCGGAAAGUACAACACGAUUGUCAUCUUCUGCUGCGUCUACAUUGUCGGACUCAUCAUCCUUACCUGCACCUCUAUCCCUGCUGCGCUCGAUAGUGGCGCAGGCCUUGGAGGCUUCAUCGUGUCCAUUGUUAUCAUUGGUUUAGGAACUGGAGGUAUCAAGUCCAACGUUGCGCCUUUGAUUGCCGAUCAGUACAAGCGAAGGCAAAUGGUCAUUGGCCGUGAUGACAAGACUGGCGAGCGUGUUAUUAUUGAUCCUGCCAUUACCAUUCAGAGAAUCUACAUGAUUUUCUACUGGUGCAUCAACGCCGGAUCUCUCUCGCUGCUUGCCACGCCUUACAUGGAACGCGAUAUUGACUUCUGGCCCGCAUACCUUUUGUGUCUUUGCGUCUUCUUCGUCGGUCUUCUUGUCCUUGUCCUUGGCCGCAAAGUCUACGUUGUCCGCCCUCCUCAGGGCUCCGUCAUCACGAAUGCGUUCCGCGUAAUCUUCAUGAUGAUCAAGAACCGCAACAUGAACGCUCCCAAGCCUUCCUUCCAGGCUGGUCUUGGAAGGGAUACAAACCUCCGCUGGGACGACCACUUCGUCGAGGAAGUCAAGCGUGCCCUUGUCGCUUGCCAGGUGUUUGCGUUCUACCCAAUCUACUGGGUCAUCUACGGUAACUUCUCCACAAACUUCGUCACCCAGGCCGGUCAAAUGCGCAGCCACGGCAUUCCCAACGAUUUGAUGCAGAACUUUGAUCCCAUUGCCAUCAUUGUCUUCCUGCCUCUGGUCGACCAGAUCCUCAUGCCCACUCUCCGCAAAUACAAGAUCCGCUUCCCGCCGAUCAACCGUAUCGUCACUGGUUUCUGGAUCGCUGCUUUGGCCAUGGUUUACGCUUGCGUCAUCCAAUACUACAUCUACCAAGCCGGCCCCUGCUACGGCAAGCCUACCCUUUGCGAUGCCGAUCUCGUAGACGGCGUACACCAGGGAAACAACAUUCACAUUGCAGCCCAGACUGGUGCCUACAUUCUCAUCGGUCUCUCUGAGAUUUUCGCCUCAGUCACUGGUCUUGAAUAUGCUUACACCAAAGCGCCCCCUGGCAUGAAGUCAUUCGUUCAGUCCAUGUACCUCCUUACCAACGCUUUCGGUUCCGCCAUCUCCGAGGCGCUGAACCCGCUCCUAUACGACCCCGCUAUUAUGUGGGUGUUUGCUGGUCUCGCCAUUGCUGCCGUCAUUGCAGGUGCCUUGAUUUGGAUCAUCUUCCACCACCUCAACGACACUGAAGACGAGAUGAACCAGCUUGACCAGGACAUGGACAAGGACCCGGCUAUGCGCAAGAGCAGUGUGAACGGUCAGCACACAAUAGAUAUUGAUGAAAAGGCAUAG
Molecule: messenger RNA, 1836 nt
Organism: Bipolaris zeicola 26-R-13
Lineage: Eukaryota; Fungi; Ascomycota; Dothideomycetes; Pleosporales; Pleosporaceae
Exons: 3
Coding region: 1-1836 (611 amino acids)
Biological process (GO): transmembrane transport; oligopeptide transport
Cellular component (GO): plasma membrane; fungal-type vacuole
Molecular function (GO): tripeptide transmembrane transporter activity; dipeptide transmembrane transporter activity
Source: RefSeq, a predicted model, not a curated record